This is a messenger RNA of Dentiscutata erythropus, 1212 nucleotides long. The record is from the annotation of a GenBank genome assembly. NCBI's taxonomy places the organism in Eukaryota, Fungi, Glomeromycota, Glomeromycetes, Diversisporales, Gigasporaceae.
AUGACGGAUUUUGGUUCUCUAAUUAGCAAUGCAUUUACAGUUGUAUCUGAAGCAGUAAAAAUUUAUGAAAAUGCUAAACAUAAUAAAAAUACUUGUGAUUCAUUAUUGCGCAGAGUCAAAAUUGCGGAGAUUAAUGUUAAAAUGUUGGAGCUUCAACCGAGAAUUUGCGAUUAUAAAGCAUUUUACUUAUUUGUUGAAGUACUAAAAAAAAUGAAAAAUUUCAUGAAUGAUGUUUCAAAUUUGACAGGCUGGAAAAAAUAUGUAUCUGCAACUUCGGUUAAAGAAACGUAUGAAAAAUUAAUUUCUGAGUUUGAUCGAAGUAUGGAUGAUUUACAUUUCACAGUAGCUAUUUUUAACGAACAGCAAAGAAAAUUAGAACAAGAAAAUCUCAAUGCUGAUAUUAAAAAGAUGGAACAGUUCCUAAAAACAAUUUCUGGAGGCGUCACAGAUGUACAGUUGCAAAUCAACACAGUUAUUAACGAGAUGACUAUGCGACUAGAACCAAAAAUCGCAAAUUUCAGAUAUUCUCGUGAAACAGAUGAUAAUACUACACUCAUUAAAAAUGAAGAUGAUAUAGUACGUUGGAUGUCACCUGAAAAAAUAUCCAAGCAUAGAUAUGACUUUAAAUGCGAAAUUUUUAGUUUUGGAAUGUUACUUUGGGAAUUGACAUUCGAAAAAAUCCCAUAUGAAGAUAUUUCGAACAUAAAUCAAAUAAAGAAAAAUGUUACAAAUGGUAUCCGCGAAAGGAUCAAUUUUGGGCUGACUACUCCAGAGCAUCAAAGGAUUCAGAAUGGUCUAAAAGAAAUUAUUAUUGCAGCCUGGAAAGAAAAGCAACAAGAUAGAAUUUUACUUGUUGACAUAUUUAAUAAGCUCUAUAAUUUAUCAUUGAAGUGUGAUGAACCACAUUACCAAACUUCUCUUUAUCCCGACGGCCAUUUAGAUUUAGAUGGAUCGAAAUUUAACCAAUUAUCUGUGAGACCUCUUGUUGGUGGUGUGAAGUUUAAUCGCGAAAGGUUCACCGAAUACCUGACAAAAGCAGCUAAUGCUGGUGAUGCUAUGGCUCAAUAUCAUUUGGGAAAUAUGCAUUUAGAAGGGAAACAUGCUGAUUUAAAUACGGAUUUGGGUAUUAAAUAUUUAAGAUUAGCAGCACUAAAUGGUCAUUUAGAGGCUGAAAAAGCUUUAAAGGAGAGAGGUGUAAAUAUCAAUGAGUAA